Molecule: messenger RNA, 1812 nt
Organism: Oppiella nova
Lineage: Eukaryota; Metazoa; Arthropoda; Arachnida; Sarcoptiformes; Oppiidae
Source: the annotation of a GenBank genome assembly
UACGAGAGUGAGACCCUGGAGGGACACGAAAACCAAGUACUCCACGUAUCGUUCUCACACAACGGCCUCCUAUUCAGCUCCUGUUCCAAAGACGGCUUCGUGAAGGUGUGGUCCACUGAGUCCCGGCCCACUCGGGUCCGCCACUCGGCCGACAUGAAGCAGUACUCAUGGAAUUACACCCAAUACUCGCAAUUCAAUUCGUCAGACACUCUGCUACUGGUGUCUGGCGUGCACUUCGGCGUCCAUACGGCCAGCGGUGAGAUAGCGGUGUUUAAUGUGGAACCGGGCGGUGAGUUUCAGCUGCAGUGCCGGGUCCUCAACAAGCCGUACGACAUAUUCGGCACGUGGUAUACAGACGACUACCUCGUCUCGAGUCGACUCCACUUCUUAGGCCAUUUGGUCUCGUGUUCGGCCCUUUGGCUCAAUAAGGCGUGUCAGGAGUCGGAGUCCGAGCGCAAGCCUAUCAUCAAACGGAUGUUCAGGUUCUACAACAAGAACGCCAGUUCCAUACGCACUGUAUUAGUGGCCGACUGUCUCGCGGACCCCGAGGAUGACAGCCCACCCGACCCUCAACCCUCGGAAACAGAUAGUUGGGGUCGAAAGUUAGCGCACAAUCGCGGUCACAGUCACAGCGCCGGUAGUGCCCAACGCGGGAAUCCGGUGUCCAGUUUGGGCGCCAAUCGACUGCUGAAGUCGUUGCAAACGCCGCCCAACUAUAGCCAACGCGACUUCUAUGGCGCCGACUCUAACAUCUCGUGCACUAACCAGAGUCCCAUCAGAUAUAGUUCGGAAUACCGGUGCGAACAACAGUCCUCCUCCUCCACCACUAACCGAAACCAAAGAACUUGUGAUAACUUAAGCAGAACUGUGAGCAAUGACACGGACUCGGGUGACAGUGAUUUCGAUGACCCGCCCCUCCCGUGGAACGAGGAUUGGCUCAACUUAAGCGACGAUGAGCUCAAUGACUACACCACUACCGGCGCCGUUAACACAUCUAAAAGCGAUCACAAAUCUGCGAAAAGGGACUCAAAAUCGCCGAACUUAUCCCCGGAAGAGGAGUCCUCCGCCACCACUAGUCGUUUGCUAUGCAAUGAGGAUAAACUAUUGCUGUUUACAUCCGGUUCCCUCACAUAUACACCCCAUCAGAUUGGGAUCAAACGAAUUAAGCCAAUAGUGUUCGAGGAAUUUAUGUCACAAACGGCUUCCCUUUCCAAACGACUGGAGGAGCGCCGACAGGAACAGGAGAGCCAAGCGAUGGCCGCCUCUCCCAACUGGCACGAGGAGGAGGCGGUCGCCCACAUGUUCGACACCGUCGACCACACCAUCGACCUUAAGGGACACAUCAUUGGCAUGUGUCUGAGCCCAGAUCACCGGUACCUCUACGUGAACGUGCGGUCGUGGCCCGAGAACGCAACCAUCGACAACCCCCUACACCCGCCCCCUAUCGCCCAACAGAUCGACAUUCAUGUCAUAGAUUUGAAGACAUUCAAGAGUGUGGGCAAUAUGUACCGCUCACACAAGGCCUACACUCCCAACGACGAGUGUUUCUUCAUAUUCCUCGAUGUAUGCGAACAGUUUGUGGCCUCAGGUGCCGAAGACAAUCACGGAUACAUAUGGGACAGACACUACGGCCUGUGUUUGGCGCGACUCCCGCACCGGGAUAUUGUCAAUUCGGUCGCCUUUAACCCGAAAGACCCCGAAAUGAUAGUGACGGCCAGUGAUGACAAAACGCUCAAAAUCUGGAGAUCCAGGUCUCAGAUGAACGAAUCGAGACAUUACUCCAAAACGCGGCUCCUUUCUAGUGAUUCAUAA